Messenger RNA from Myodes glareolus (Bank vole), 2205 nucleotides. The record is from RefSeq and is a predicted model, not a curated record. Lineage: Eukaryota; Metazoa; Chordata; Mammalia; Rodentia; Cricetidae.
ACCUUUAAAUUCUUCAGUUUACACUUAAAUUUUAUUUGUUAAUAUGUAUUUUGCUUUACAAUUUUUAUUUCAUUAGUUUCUGUUUUGAAAUUAUUUUAUCUUUAAGUAUGUGGGGGAUUGGGUGGGAGCAUAUGUGUCCAUGAAGGCACUCUGACCUGUAGAGGUCAGUAGAGGACAGAGACAUUGGAUUCUCUGGAAACUAGAGUUACAGGUUGUGAGCGCCCUCCUGUGGGCCCUGGGAACUGAACAUCAGUCUUCUGCAAGAGCAGUACUCACUCUUAACCACUGGGCCAUCUCUCUGGUAUUUGCAAUUUCUUUUCCCACUUACUUGUUGACCAUCAGCAAAUAACUGCUCAAAUUAAACUAUUGUGGAAUACGAUCCUAUCUAAAAUCGAAAUCAAAACAAACACAUAAAAUUUUAGAUGUAAACAUUUUUGCACCAAGUAAAAUAUUAUGCUCUGGACAACACCUUUUAAGUUCUGUCUGUCUCCUUAAGAAGAGAAACAGCAGCAUUUAGUUGCUGGGUUGUCUUCGUCUUGUGGUCAGUCUUUUAUCUUAACAGCUGCUUCUGAAGUCAGCAUUAUUCAGCAGGAGAUUUUCAAACUUUGUUGUGCUGUUUACCUUGACUGUGCUAUCAAACAAAAACCCCAAAUUUAGACUCAAGUGUGGGUAAUAAUCAUAAAUGAAAAUAAUGGUCAUUCUGUGGAAAUAAUUAAAAUAAAAAUUGAAGAUAAAACCUACAAAGUUUAUGGUCCUUCAAAAAUGAGGUUUGCUUUUUUUGCUUUUUAAAAAAAGAUUUAUAUAUUUAUUAUGUAUACAGUAUUCUGCCUGUAUGUCUGCCUGAAGGCCAGAAGAGGGCACAAGACCUCUCCUUAUGGAUGAUUUUGAGCCACCAUUUGAUAGCUCGGUAUUGGACUCAGAACCAGUGCUCUUAACAACUGAUCCAUCUCUCCAGCCCUGGGCACAACAAUAACUUACAUGAGGCUCUCUACACGUUUCCUCCCAUCUGGGGGCAGACCAGCUGAGGACAGUGAAACCAUGGGUUCAGGAACCAGGUUUCUGCCUGAGCCUGAGCAUCAACCUCUACAGACCCCAGUGGCUUCGGUGAUUCAAAAGAGCAAGGCAAAUGAGGCCACCAAAAUAGCCAUUGAUGUAGGUUUCCGUCACAUAGAUGCUGCAUACUUCUACCAAAAUGAGGAAGAAGUUGGACCAGCUCUCCAAGACAAGAUGGCUGAUGGAACUGUGAAGAGAGAGGAUUUAUUCUACACCACCAAGAUUUGGUCGACUUUCCUUAGACCAGAGUUGGUUCAUCAGUGCCUGGAGAGAUCACUGAAGAAACUUGGGCUGGAUUAUGUAGAUCUCUGCCUUAUUCAUGCACCAAUUGCUAUGAAGCCUGGAGAUGAACUCCUGCCAAAGGAUGCCAGUGGAAAAAUUAUUUUAGAUGUAGUGGACAUUUGUGAUACAUGGGAGGCACUGGAGAAGUGUAAAGACUUAGGUUUAACCAAGUCCAUCGGGGUGUCCAAUUUCAACCACAAACAGCUGGAAUUGAUUCUGAACAAACCAGGGCUAAAGUACAAGCCCGUUUGCAAUCAGGUAGAAUGUCACCCGUAUCUCAACCAGAGCAAACUUCUGGAGUUCUGCAAGUCCAAAGACAUUGUUCUAGUUGCCCACAGUGCCCUGGGAUCCCACAGAGACCCAAACUGGAUAAGCAGUGAUAGCCCAUACCUCCUGGGGGAACCUAUCUUAAAGACCAUUGCCAAGAAACACAACAGAACUCCAGGCCAGGUUGCCCUGCGCUACCAGCUACAGAGGGGUGUGGUGGUUUUGGCCAAGAGCUUCAAUGAGAAGAGAAUCAAAGAGAACUUCGAGGUGUUUGAUUUUGAAUUGACCCCAGAGGACAUGAAAGUGAUUGAUGGCCUCAACAGAAAUUUUCGAUAUAUUAAAUUGUCAUUUGGAGUGGAUCACCCUUACUAUCCAUUUUUAGAAGAAUACUGAGCACAAGCUGUUAAACAUUACAGAAACUUUCCUCUCUCCAGACAAUGUGUAUCUGUGUUGGAUGGAGUGGUUGAGAAGCAGGAUUCUUGCCUCCAUGUGUUUGUCAAAUGUUACAAAAAUCUCAAAUGUUUUUCCUGAUGAUUAAAAAAUAACACACAAAUUACAGAGAGUUUCUAAAAUAAAAAGAAUUAUUUGAUGUAGCUUUCUUGA